This is a messenger RNA of Chionomys nivalis (European snow vole), 1464 nucleotides long. RefSeq names its product homeobox C5 (gene Hoxc5). NCBI's taxonomy places the organism in Eukaryota, Metazoa, Chordata, Mammalia, Rodentia, Cricetidae. Gene Ontology annotation, cellular component: nucleus. The transcript is spliced from 2 exons. The record is from RefSeq and is a predicted model, not a curated record. The coding region runs from base 1 to 669 and encodes 222 amino acids. Gene Ontology annotation, biological process: regulation of transcription by RNA polymerase II; anterior/posterior pattern specification; embryonic skeletal system morphogenesis. Gene Ontology annotation, molecular function: RNA polymerase II cis-regulatory region sequence-specific DNA binding; DNA-binding transcription factor activity, RNA polymerase II-specific.
AUGAGCUCCUACGUAGCCAAUUCAUUCUAUAAGCAGAGCCCCAAUAUCCCUGCCUAUAACAUGCAAACUUGUGGGAACUAUGGAUCGGCCUCAGAGGUGCAGGCAUCCAGGUACUGCUACGGCGGAUUGGACUUAAGCAUCACUUUCCCACCGCCUGCGCCUUCCAACUCUCUCCACGGGGUAGACAUGGCUGCCAACCCCCGGGCUCACCCCGACCGCCCCGCCUGCAGCGCCGCAGCCGCUCCGGGACACGCUCUGGGCAGAGACGAAGCGGCUCCUCUGAACCCCGGGAUGUACAGUCAGAAGGCGGCUCGCCCGGCGCUGGAGGAGCGAGCUAAGAGCAGUGGGGAGAUCAAAGAGGAGCAGGCGCAGACAGGGCAGCCCUCCGGACUGAGCCAGCCACCGGCCCCGCCACAGAUUUACCCGUGGAUGACCAAACUGCACAUGAGCCACGAGACGGAUGGCAAGCGGUCCCGAACCAGUUACACGCGCUACCAGACCCUGGAACUCGAGAAAGAAUUCCAUUUUAACCGCUACCUCACUCGCCGCAGGCGCAUAGAAAUCGCCAACAACUUAUGUCUCAACGAGAGACAGAUCAAGAUCUGGUUCCAGAACCGCAGGAUGAAGUGGAAGAAAGACUCCAAAAUGAAGAGCAAAGAGGCUCUUUAGAGGAAGAAGGGAGUCCUCAGAGAGCACCCCGGUCGGCUUUUGAUCCCUUCUUCCUUCCUUUUCGGUUUUUAUCGUUCUAGAUUUUGGGGCGGAGGCUGGAGCACUGGUUCCAGGCCUCCAAACAAAAGCGCAUUUCCUUGGCAUUCCGAAUCCCCACCGACCGCAGGGCCGCGUGCCCUGCCCAUUUCACCUCGGCUCAGCUGAACACCCCAGACCCACGACACACUCGUGUAGGGUUUUCCCGAGGGCUGCGGGCUACAGCGGGCCAGUGCUGGAUGAACCUCAACCUGGGCUGCCCCUCCGGCUCCUAGCCUGGGCGAGGCCAGCCUGAGUUAAGGUGAGGCAGACCGGCCGCAACCCCUUUCCCCGACCUCCACCUCACCCUCUUCUUUGUUCCUGCUGGCCAGGCCGCUGAAGGCUGCUUGUGCCAGGCAGAGGUAUGACCAGACUCGGGGCGCUUUCCUAUAGCAACUAACCUUUAUAGUUUCUAAACUCGUUCUUACUUAUUAAUGAUUUGCAUAUGAAAGGGGGAGAUGAAUGAAAGUGCCCAUAGCCCCUGAGGUUGUCUGUGUUCUCUCCAAACCUUCUAACCCCUCCCAAAGUCCGGGAAUCUCCCCAGCCUGGCCUGCUGCAUGCACUCAGGUUCACAGCCCCAGCCUGCUACCUAGCUCAACUAUUGGGGUCUCUUGCCUUUGGACCCCAGCAAGUGGUUCUUGAGGCUUUUUUGCUAUCCUGAAUUUCCUGCCAUGACUUUCUCACCCUCCUGACCAUUGCAGUCGCCCAACUAUUUAUUGA